UCGUCCUCUCCAACUCUGGCGCGUACGGCGAUGUCAUAAUAAAGGCGAGAGAAGAGGCGGAAGAGUGAGCUGGAACGGGGCGAUCGGCGCACUUCACUUCUCUCAGGCGGAGCCACUAGAUCCGCUGCGCUCCAGGCCCUGGAUGUGGAGGAAAACUUAGAGGAGAUGCAGAAAUGCAUGUGUAUAUUUUCAAAUGGGAAUUUAGACUUGCUGCAGAAUAUGUACACUGAUAAACCUGUUUAACUGCAGUCAAAACCUGGAAAAACUACUAAGGAUGAGGUCCUGUGCCAGAUCAAUGCUUCUAUCUCAGUGGCUGUUCCUGGCAUAUGUGUUAAUGGUAUGCUGCAAAUUGUUGUCCGCGACUAGCCACCAUCCCCGGGGGCACCCAGGCCACCACCAAGUUAAGCAAGGGACAUGUGAAGUGGUGGCGGUACAUCGGUGUUGCAACAAGAACAGGAUUGAAGAGCGGUCACAAACAGUCAAAUGCUCUUGCCUACCAGGACAGGUUGCUGGCACAACAAGAGCGCAGCCCUCCUGUGUCGAAGCUGCUAUUGUCCUCCAGAAGUGGUGGUGUCAUAUGAGUCCUUGCCUGGAUGGAGAAGAAUGUAAAGUGCUUCCAGAUUACUCAGGUUGGUCGUGCAGCAGUGGAAACAAAGUCAAAACUACAAAGGUGACACGGUAGCAAAAUGUACACACAUGCCAAAGCUGGAACCAUGGGAUUUACAGCUGCAUUGCUUGACUAUCACUCAGAGACAUUAAAUUUGUGAGAAAAGCAUCAAGUCUGGACUGUCACCUUUUCAAAUUAGCUGGCAAGAACUGGAGCAGUACUCCUUUUUAACAAGGAAGACACUUCUCAAGCUAUGACUUUCUCACAAAAGACUGAAUACAUUUUAAAGACAGAAACUUUGAAUCUAUCCCUUUCAUGCUCUAGCUGAGCAUCUGUAAAAGACCAACCAAAAUUCCUUCCAAAGUGCAUAAUCUCUAGGACUUUAUUCAUGACAUUGUCAAUCCUGAAACCUUGAUUCAUACAAAGGUAGAAACUGUGAGGUUAAGAACCAGUGAUAAAUCAGAUGAAGGAGCCUCACCAUGAAAAUGAUAGGAAAGACAAUCAAAUUACUCUUCAAAAAUCAACUUCCAUAUAUUUUUACCUGGGAUUUAUUAAGUAUCACAUGAAGUGGAGAAGUCAGUCAUGAGAUUUAAUAAAUAAGUAGCCCUUGCCAAUCUUUGUAUUCUGUUACAGUCUGUGCAAUUUUUUUAAAAAAUCCACACAGUGUUAAGGACAGUAAUGGGAAUAUUCAUUCCAAAAGUAGAUUGUAGCACACCAGAUCAUUCCAUCCACUGGGGAAACAGCAGAAUAGAAGUCUUUAUUGCUGUUUUGCUUCCAGAAAUUGAAAAAAAAAGCCAUUAAUUAGAUAUUUUCAUCCCAAGUCAAGAAACAUCUAGGUCAUGGCUUCACAUUCUCCAAGUUACAAAUGUUGAAAGUGUAGACCUAGGAUAGAUCUACAAAUGGAAGUGUGUGGGAGGGGCUGGCUAGGUAAGUAUAUCAUUUCUGCACUGAUUCCUGUUGGCAUUGAGGAAUGUUGCAGGACUUUGGGCUGAAGCACCCUACCCAUCUGGAGUGCAAAGGUCAAAGAUACUGAAACCGAACACUCCAGUUUAGAUUCUUACUCAUAGCAAAAUGUGUAAUCUUGUGUAGGGCAAGAAAGAAAAUGUAACAAAACUGUGCUACUGAAAGAUAUAUACAAGUUUCCUUCUAAUCUCUUAACUCUGGCAUACCAUGCACUUGCAUAGAUGGCUCUGAAGUGAUAAGAAAGGCUUCAGAAUGGGACAUGAGUAUUUUAAUUUCUGUACUGUCACCCAUGUAUCUGGAUCUGAUUAUUCUUCCUAGUGGCUUUGACCUGCCUGCUGUGACACUACAGUAUAUCAUGGUGCAAGUGCAGCAAAAUGAAGAAUGUUGGUCCUAAGAUAUAUUUAGUUGCACACUAGACUUGGGAUCAGAUUGUCAAGAUUGUACUGAGAAAGGCUAGUAGAAGACAGCUGGAUUUUUGUUACUCUGAUUCCGUCCUAAUAGGCAGCAUAUUAAACACUCGUGAGCAAAGUUCUAGAUAGAAAGAGGAUCUUUACUUUCAGUUAGUUGCUAUUUAUAAUGCUUAUAAUAAUUAAACAUCAGUUCCUUGACAGUCCACAUUUUCUAGCUCAUACAAUUUAUGGCAUGUAAUUGUUUCCUAUUAUUUUAGUUGUAUCUCAUUCUGGUUUCCAUCUUUUCCCCCUAAGUGCUAUACGCUUUUGUUUUGUCAUCAACCUGCAUAAGUGGAACUGUAAAAGGAGGUGAAUUUAUAGCUCAUCUAUUCCUGAUUUCAUCAUUUGAUUUUAAGAUACAGUGGAAUGUAUUCAAAUGUAGUGAUGCACUCACAUCUCCUUGCAGAUGAACUGUCACUGACCCAGCCACGGCUAUGCUUUAUGUAAAUUUCACUGUGUUAACAUACAGCCAAUUUUUGGAGAUCCAGAAUUGCCAAAAACUGGAGACGGUGUUGCACUAAUUUAUUUAAUUGUGUAUAGGA
This is a messenger RNA of Rhineura floridana, 2561 nucleotides long. It is a transcript of the gene TAFA4, whose product is annotated as TAFA chemokine like family member 4. NCBI's taxonomy places the organism in Eukaryota, Metazoa, Chordata, Lepidosauria, Squamata, Rhineuridae. The transcript has 6 exons. Gene Ontology annotation, molecular function: receptor ligand activity. The coding region runs from base 275 to 682 and encodes 135 amino acids. The record is from RefSeq and is a predicted model, not a curated record.